Salvia splendens (bonfire salvia) is the source of this 1570-nucleotide messenger RNA. RefSeq names its product kinesin-like protein KIN-14A. Bases 860 to 1363 code for a protein of 167 amino acids. The record is from RefSeq and is a predicted model, not a curated record. The transcript is spliced from 12 exons. Lineage: Eukaryota; Viridiplantae; Streptophyta; Magnoliopsida; Lamiales; Lamiaceae.
UCAGUGGUGCUUUGCUGUCAAUACAAUUUGCCUCAUCGGGUUUACCACGGUCUUCUAGAUCAACCUCAGCAAGUAAAUUAUCACGUUUAAAUGUGCUACUUUCUCUCAUUGUGCGCUUUAUGGAUUACAUAACAUUGGGACUGGUGUUACAACUUUGAGAACAGAAACUCUCGUAGAGGAGUAGUGCACUUUUGGUUUCCUUUCACACCGGGUAAUGGAGGCGUUCUGAUUCUGGUUCAGGCCGUCAUGAACUUAAAGUUAUCGGGCUCAGACAAUAUUUCCUCAUACAUGGCUGCUAUCUCCUGCCUAAAAUCUAAAGCUUUAUCUAUUCUUUUGCAACUCUGUGAAACUGAAAGUGUAUCAUACCUGGAUGAGGUGGCCAGCAACACAACAACUCAAAAUAUGGCAAAGUCUGUUGGACUUGAGGUUCUUGCAUUGCUGGUAAAAGCUUGGAAUAGAUUCAAGACAGGUACUGGCUGCAGUCAUUACGGUAGGUGCUUCUAGAGAGCCUGAAAUCCUAGCUGAAAUAAGAGAUGCUGUUUUUUCUUUCAUUCGUAAAAUGGAGCCCAGAAGAGUGAUGGAUACGAUGCUUGUCUCUCGUGUUAGGAUUUUCUAUAUAAUGUCCCGGCUUGCUCGAUCACCGGAGCUACAAUCAAUUAAGGUUUCUCCAGUUGAGCGCUGGAAGAUCUCUAGUUCGUUACGAUUCUAGUUCAAGGAAUAUGCUGGUUGGGGACCGAAUUCAAGGGUUCAAAGUAAAUAUAAAACCAGAGAAGAAGUCAAAGUUGUCAUCAGUAGUUCUGAAGAUACGUGGAAUUGAUCAGGAGCAACUGGUCAGCUGGAACUUCUCUCUACAGCAAUAAUGGAUGGUUGGAUGGCUGGACUUGGUGCUGCCCAGCCUCCGACUACCGAUGCUCUUGGACAGUUGUUAUCUGAAUAUGCCAGAUGUCUUUAUACUUCACAGCUGCAACAUUUGAAGGAUAUUGCUGGUACUUUGGCGACUGAAGCAGCGGAAGACUUUGCUCAAGUAGCUAAGCUACGUUCAGCUCUUGAAUCUGUUGAUCACAAGAGAAGAAAGAUUUUACAACAAAUGAAAAACGACGCAGAGAUGUUAAAUUUAGAAAGUGGCGCUGCACCUAUUCGGAGUCCUUCCACUUCUGCUGAAGAUGCAAGGCUAGUGUCGUUAAUCUCCCUCGACAGCAUACUGAAGCAAGUCAAGUUUGCAGGACUUGCAUCUAAAAAAGAAAUCGUGGGCCUUGGAAACUGGUUGAUGACUCAAUUAGUGUCAAGAAUGGAAAUUGCAGCUUGUUGCCACUAUGUGAUGCUUUGGGGAAGCUUGCAAAUUCAAGAGUUUGUUCCUUCCUAGGUUAUUGGUUAAUGUUAUUGUUUUGAAUUUUAGUCUAACCUUGGAUUUAUGACAUUCCCAUGUUUUCCUUCGAGAGUAAGGUAUUAGAGCAGUUUCUGGACCGUCUCAUUGAGUAGUACUGCUCCAGUUUAGUUUUGACCACCUCACUAUUUAUUCCAGCGAGUUGAAGGGUAUAAAGCUGCAACCAAUAUUUGCUUCAAUAUUCAA